AUGGAAGAGAAAGAUGUAUGGUUUAGAUUUGUUGACCUUGGAACCGGUACGGCACAAAGUGGAGGGAGGAGAUUUUGCCCCCUCAUUGUUUCCUCUCCUUUCCUCCCUUCUGAAUCUACGCUGGAGCUGAAUCUUAAAUUUGCUUUGCUACUUCCUGAAUUUAUGCUGAAUGGUUGUGCUGUAUCAGGGAAAUCAGAGAUAGAUGAAUCAAGUACCAGGAAAAAAUAUUUCAUGGUUAUAUGGAUCAAUAUAGCUUUCAGUAGCAGGAAACGAAGAGAUUUUGUUCGUACAACUUGGAUGCCACGAGCAUGUAGUGGUGUUGGGGAGUUAUUAGGUGAGGUUGAUUCUCUUGUUUAUCAAGCUUGCAAGUAUAAUAAUGGAAAAUUCUACUGCCCGUGUGUUAAUUGUUUGAAUGAGAGAAAACUACCGACUGACGUUAUUCGGGAGCAUGUUCUUUGUGAUGGUUUCUUAAAGAGCUACACAAAGUGGAUAUGGCAUGGUGAAUUAAUAGACAUGCCAAGUGUAGAUGUGUCUGAAGCAAAAGAAGUUGAUUUAGAGAUGGAUGAUCGAAUGGAGGAAAUGAUUCGUGAUAUUGGACAUGAUUCCUUUCAACGUGCGAAUGCAAGAAAUGGGUGGACUGAUAAAAGCUUCACGGAAUUACAUGAGUUGUUGAGUGACAUGCUUCCUAAAGGUAACACGUUGCCAACACGCAAUUAUGAUGCGAAGAAGAUAUUGUGUCCGAUGGGUAUGGAGUAUCAAAAAAUUCAUGCAUGCCCAAAUGAUUGUGUUUUGUACAGGAAGGAGUUAGCCAUGUUACAUCAAUGUCCACGAUGUGGGGUGUCACGAUACAAACAAAAACAUAGUGAGUUUGAAUCUGAUAGUAAGGGUCCUCCGGCGAAAGUUUUGUGGUAUCUUCCUAUAGUUCCACGGUUGAAACAUUUAUUUAGCAAUGCAAAUGAUGCAAAACUCAUGAGAUGGCAUGUAGAUGGACGUACAACAGAUGACCAUUUGAGACAUCCAGCAGAUGGUUUGCAAUGGAAGAAAAUUGAUUCCAUGUUCCCAAAUUUCUCCAAUGAUUCAAGGAACAUUAGAUUUAGACUUGCUACAGAUGGAAUGAAUCCAUAUGGUAACUUGAGCAGUAAACAUAGUUCAUGGCCUGUUCUAUUAGUGAUUUACAAUUUACCUCCUUGGUUGUGCAUGAAACGCAAAUAUGUUAUGUUAUCCUUAAUGAUCUCGGGUCCAAGACAACCAGGAAACGACAUUGAUAUUUAUUUAACCCCAUUAGUUGAAGAUUUGAAGAUGUUAUGGGAGGAGGGUGUUGAUAUGUUUGAUGGGUACACUAGUGAUUCAUUCAAGUUGCAUGCCAUGUUAUUUUGUACAAUCAACGACUUUCCAGCGUAUGGUAAUUUAAGUGGAUAUAGCACUAAGGGUCACAAAGCAUGCCCUAUAUGUGAAGAAGGCACAUGUCACCAUCAACUGCAACAUGGAAGGAAAACAGUAUAUCUUGGACAUCGGAGAUUUCUUAGUACAAACCAUCCAUAUCAUAAAUUGAAGAAAGCAUUUAAUGGGUGUCAAGAAAAUGAAUUAGCUCCAAUGGUUUUAAGUGGGUCACAAGUAUAUGAGCGUGUGAAAGACAUUGGGGAUGUGUUUGGAAAGAUGAAAAAUAAAGGCACUUCAAGCAACAUAUGGAAGAAAAAGUCAAUUUUCUUUGAUCUCCCAUAUUGGAGGGUGCUUGAUGUGAGACAUUGUAUAGAUGUUAUGCAUGUAGAGAAAAAUGUGUGUGAUAGUAUUAUCGGAACACUCCUCAAUAUUCAAGGCAAGACGAAAGAUGGUCUAAAUGCUCGUUUGGACUUAGUUGAAAUGGGUAUAAGAGAACAAUUAGCUCCACAAUCACAUGGUAAGCGAACAUACUUGCCUCCAGCAUGUCACACAUUGUCUAAACAAGAGAAGAGAAGUUUUUGUGAGAUUUUACAAGGUGUGAAAGUUCCACUAGGUUACUCUUCUAAUUUUAAAAGACUUGUAUCCAUGAAAGAUCUAAAAUUACUUGGAUUAAAAUCUCAUGAUUGUCAUGUAUUGAUGCAACAACUUCUACCAGUGGCUAUUCGAGGCAUAUUGCCUAAGAAUGUUAGAUAUACCUUAACAAGAUUGUGCUUCUUUUUUAAUGCAAUAUGUAGUAAGGUUAUCGAUAUUGAGAAGUUGGAUCAGUUAGAAAAUGAGGCUGUACUCAUAUUGUGUCAGUUGGAGAUGUACUUUCCUCCAUCAUUCUUUGAUAUUAUGGUCCAUCUGAUUAUUCAUUUAGUCCGAGAAGUUAGAAUUUGUGGUCCAGUAUUCUUACGGUGGAUGUACCCUAUUGAGCGAUACAUGAAGAUAUUGAAAGGGUAUGUAAAGAACCAAUAUCGUCCAGAAGCAUCAAUUGUUGAAAGAUAUAUUGCAGAGGAAGCUAUUGAGUUCUGUACAGACUACUUAUCACAAGUUGAAGCUAUAGGGGUACCGAAGUCUCGUUACCAUGGAAGAGGUGCUAGUAAGGGUACUCGAAGUGCAAAAGUUAUAACUCUGAGUAGAGAUGAAGUUCUCCAAGCACAUUUAUAUAUAUUGAAUAACACUAAAGAAGUCAUCCCUUAUUUAAGUGCUCAUAAAGAUAUUGUGAAGAGAAAUAAUCCACGAAUGUCUCAAAAGUGGGUCAUUAAUGAGCACAACAAAACUUUUUUGAAGUGGUUCAAACAACAGGUUCAAAAUGACAAUACAACUUCUGAUACAUUAAAUUGGCUAGCAAGUGAGCCAAACUAUGAUGUCUUAUGCUGGAGUGGGUAUGAUAUAAACAAUUAUACAUUUCAUACAAAAGACGAAGAUGAAAAAAGCACCACACAGAAUAGUGGAGUAAUGGUUGUAGCUGAAUCAAUGCAUUUCUCAAGUUCAAAGGAUAAAUAUCCGAUUAUGGCCUCAAUGUGCUACUUUGGUGUAAUUGAAGAUAUUUGGGUAAUAGAUUACACAAGUUUUAGAGUACCUAUUUUUAAAUGUAAGUGGGUUGAUGGUAAUACUGGCGUGAAGACUGAUGAUCUAGGUUUUACCUUGGUUGACCUAGAAAAGGAAGGUUAUACUAAAGAGCCAUUCAUCAUGGCAUCUCAAGCAAAACAAGUGUUUUAUGUCACUGAUCCCGCUAACAAAAGAUGGUCAGUGGUUCUCCAAGGCAGAACCAUACAUUAUACUGAUUACAAUGAUGAAUUGAUACUUGAUAUUAGCGAAACUCCAUCCUUCUCAUCAAAUAUGCCGACCUUGAAUGUUGACAAUGAAGUAGAUGAUGUUCAUGCCGUACGUGAUGACCACAACGAAGGGUUGUGGGAGAACGUUCUAACUUGA
Molecule: messenger RNA, 3357 nt
Organism: Vigna unguiculata (cowpea)
Lineage: Eukaryota; Viridiplantae; Streptophyta; Magnoliopsida; Fabales; Fabaceae
Source: RefSeq, a predicted model, not a curated record